Molecule: messenger RNA, 493 nt
Organism: Closterium sp. Yama58-4
Lineage: Eukaryota; Viridiplantae; Streptophyta; Zygnematophyceae; Desmidiales; Closteriaceae
Source: the annotation of a GenBank genome assembly
CGCGGGUGCUGGCGGAGUGCGCUGCAGCGUGGGGCGUGUCGCCUUACGGGUGGCGGGUGGGGGGCGACUGUGAGAGGGCGGAGUACAUUGCAUGCGACGCCAACGGGCUCAUCAUUCGCAUGUGGGCUCGAAUGUUACAUCUAAGUGGAUCCAUCCCAAGGUCCAUCCCAACUGCGCUUGCCACUCUCACCUCUCUCACCACGCUCAGCCUGUGCUACAACGGCCUGGAGGGCCCCAUUCCUGCUUCCUUCAGCGCACUCGCCUCGCUCAGCCAGCUUGAUCUGCAAUACAACAAUCUAAGCGAGUCCAUUCCAGAUGACAUCUCACACAUGACUGCUCUUACAAGCCUCUAUCUCUCCAACAACCAGCUCUCUGGCGCCAUUCCCUCCGGCAUUGGUGCACUCACGCGCCUCGAACUGCUUUAUCUCUCCAACAACCAGCUGUCUGGUGCCAUUCCCCACGCCAUUGGCGCCCUCAAGGGCCUCGUGCACCU